GCAACAAAACAACUUUAACGAGUACCUACAUUCACAUGCACCAACUCGCAUCACCCUAAUAGUCAGCCGGAGGAACAACAUGGAUAGCAUGUCGUCGUCAAUAGAACCGGUGCCGAUGGUGCCGCGUACCGCCAAUUUGCUGGCCUGCAAACAAUGGUGGCGCGUCUGCUUCUUGUACGGGGACCAGCAGAAGUACUACCGACAAGUUUACAGCAAAGCGGCUGCCCAACGUCUGGCGCUUUCCACUGGCGGCGUCGGCGCGCUUGCCACUGGAUUUGCAGCGGACAACGGCAACGACGACAACGAAAACGAAAACGAGAACGAGACGAAUAGUGGCAAGGACAGUGGUUGUAGUGGCAGCAUGCAUAACGCUGACUACGAUACAGUGGCCGGCGAUUUUAUCGAAACGCAAUUAGACGAGGCAGAUGCUAACCCCACAACAGCUACAACAACUUCAACAAUAACAAUUGAUGCGAUCAGUGGCGCCGAUAUGGGUAAAACCCGUAAUCAGGAGGUGGACAAACUGUUGACGAAGAAGAAGAAAAAGCAAAAAGGCAAAGAAGGUGACGAACAAGCGCCGCCAGUGCCACUCUUUCCCUCCAAGUAUCAGGCGCACACCAAUGCCGCGACGGGGUCGUCAACCACUUCAUCACCGAUAUCUGCGACAAGUCGUGGCAAAAAGUUGCUACGCUCUUUGCGCGGUCACGUCAGUAAAGUUAGUGAGUCAACGGUGGGCGGCGGCAGGUCAGCAAAAGAGCGACAUAAAAACGCGACCGAUCUGCACGGCAGCGAGGCGACUAAAGGUAAUGCACGCGUCACAGUUUUGGAUGAUCCUUUCCUAUUCGGCAUAGACGGGGACCAUUUGGGCGAUUUGGUGCGCGGCAAGCAGUAUGCUGCCAACACCACGGAAGACAUUUCCAAGUAUUAUAGCUCUUAUCUGGUGCAGGAACAGGAGCUAAUGGUGGAUGCUCAUAACGCAACACAAGUUGAUUUCGGGCAACACUUAUCCACAGCACCCUCAACGCCGGAACAGUUUGGUUCACUGCAGUACGAGGGAGAGGAUCCAAAGCCCGCGCUACCGCCUAAGAAGAAAAAGCAAAGUAAUUAUGAAGCUUUGGAUAGCAUAUUAAAGGGGAGCACUGAGAGUGGCGGCACUUCUGAAUUGCAACUAAAUGAAAAUGAGUUGAAACUUCUGAAUCUGAGUAUGCGCAAUCGCAGUUUGCCACGGAGCAUGAAACCAUUUAAAGAUGUGCCAACCGAUAUCAGUUUUACAUUUACGGAAGCCGAUGGCGACGGGUCGUCACCGCCGCGUUCAACGCCAUUGCAGAAAAGUGCCACCUGUGAGCGAGAUAUUAAUUUGGGAGCGCAUCGAAGCCACAGAGACUGUAAUGAGCCAAUCAGCCGCACGCCGCUGACACAGGUUUCAUAUUUGCAGAAAAUACCAACACUGCCGCGCCACUUUUCGCCCAGUGCAGCAGCCGCAGCAGCAGCAUCGGCCGGAGGUAUUGGUGCGCCAGGUGUAACAUCAUCACUACUCGCAACCGGUGGCUUACCCAGUAGCUCAUCUGCCAGCGCUUUGUACAGCCCGAAUGCCACAGGCCUGCCAACAUCUCCACUGCCACUACAGCGGCAAUUUCAUCACCCGCCACCACCGCAACAGCACCAACCGCCAUUGCCGCCGUCAUCUCAUCUCCCUCAAUUGCAUCAACAAUAUUUGCCACCACAUCAUCAGCUGCCGCCACCAGCGCCGCCGCAUUGCUCGCCUUCAAUCGGCAUGUUGGCGCAUCACGCACCGCCACAGUAUUCACCGGCACAUUCCGCGCACUCCUCCUCGUCCAAGUAUUCAACCUCAUCGCUGAAACACCAGCAUCAACAGCAGCAUGGUAUGCAGCCGCACGCUCUGCAGCAACAACAACAACAACAGCAGCAGCACCAACAUGCGCCGCACCAGCUAUCGCCGGCGAUUUCAUCACCUUCACCACCUUCGCUGCUACACCAUCCGUCGUCGGCGCAUCCGCCCUUCCAGCUAGUCGGCCAUCAGCAGCUCGACAUGCAACGGCAUUCGCAUUCGGACGAUGACAGCGGCUGCGCACUGGAGGAGUACACAUGGGUGCCGCCCGGUCUGAGACCCGAUCAGGUACGCUUGUAUUUCUCACAAAUACCCGAUGACAAAGUGCCAUACGUGAAUAGUCCGGGAGAGCAGUAUCGAGUACGACAAUUACUACAUCAACUUCCACCACACGAUAAUGAGGUUCGUUACUGUCACUCAUUGACGGAUGAGGAACGCAAGGAGCUUCGCCUAUUCUCCACACAACGAAAACGUGACGCACUUGGACGUGGCAAUGUCAGACAGUUGAUGAGUGCGCGCCCGUGUGACGGUUGUGACGAAUUAAUUUCUACCGGUGACAUAGCUGUGUUUGCCACACGUCUAGGUCCGAAUGCCUCUUGGCAUCCGGGUUGCUUCAUUUGCUGCAUCUGCCAUGAGCUGCUAGUCGAUCUCAUUUACUUUCAUCGCGAUGGCCGACUGUACUGUGGACGUCACCAUGCUGAGACAUUGAAGCCGCGCUGCUCCGCCUGUGAUGAGAUAAUCCUAGCUGAUGAAUGCACCGAAGCGGAAGGACGCGCUUGGCAUAUGAACCACUUCGCGUGCCAGGAGUGCGAGAAGCAGCUUGGUGGUCAACGGUACAUAAUGCGCGAGGGCAAACCCUAUUGUCUGCUGUGCUUCGACGCCAUGUUCGCUGAAUACUGUGACUACUGCGGCGAGUCCAUCGGCGUGGAUCAGGGGCAAAUGAGUCACGAUGGCCAGCAUUGGCACGCGACGGACGAGUGUUUCUCCUGCAAUACUUGCCGCUGUUCGCUUUUGGGGCGCGCAUUUUUGCCACGUCGUGGUUCCAUCUACUGUUCGAUUGCAUGCAGCAAAGGUGAGCCGCCCACACCGUCGGACAGCUCAGGCACUGGCAUGUACACCACACCGACGCCACCAUCUCAGCGAGUGCGCCCACAUACGCGCAUUCCCAGCAGUCACGCAUCAAGUUCGCCGCCAAUGUCGCCGAUGCAGCAACAACAACACCAACAGAGUUUUAGUCAAGCAAUGUAUCAGUUGCAGAGUCAGCAAAUAGCGGCGGGGAUAGGUGGAAGUGGCGAUGCCGCUGGCGGCAGUGUUAGUGAUAGCAGUCCUGGGAGGGUUGGCGGAGAAAUAGGUGGGCUCGAGAGUAUGCCAGCAGGCAUGAGUGCGCCAGGAAUGAGCGCCGCAGCCGAUAUGACGCUUAUGGAGGCAACCAAACAGAGUUACCAAACUUCAGACUCGGAUGGCGGCGUAGUCAAGGAUAUGGAGCGCGCAGCCGGUAGUCGCGGCACUGGAGACUUUACCGACUUUUCGGGUGGUGCACCAUCUACUUCAUCGCAGAAUCUAUCGCCACUGCUAUCACCAGGCGAAUACACUCAUUUGAUGCCCAAACCAAUGGAACUUAAAUCGGAGGCGGCCUACAACUUCAAUGAGAUGGCGCUAAACUUGGAUGCCGCUUGGCCUGCCAAACCGUGUGACGAAUUGAUUUCUACCGGGGACAUAGCUGUGUUUGCCACACGUCUAGGUCCGAAUGCCUCUUGGCAUCCGGGUUGCUUCAUUUGCUGCAUCUGCCAUGAGCUGCUAGUCGAUCUCAUUUACUUUCAUCGCGAUGGCCGACUGUACUGUGGACGUCAUCAUGCGGAAACAUUGAAGCCGCGCUGCUCCGCCUGUGAUGAGAUAAUCCUAGCUGAUGAAUGCACCGAAGCGGAAGGACGUGCUUGGCAUAUGAACCACUUCGCGUGCCAGGAGUGCGAGAAGCAGCUUGGUGGUCAACGGUACAUAAUGCGCGAGGGCAAACCCUAUUGUCUGCUCUGCUUCGACGCCAUGUUCGCUGAAUACUGUGACUACUGCGGCGAGUCCAUCGGCGUGGAUCAGGGGCAAAUGAGUCACGAUGGCCAGCAUUGGCACGCGACGGACGAGUGUUUCUCCUGCAAUACUUGCCGCUGUUCGCUUUUGGGGCGCGCAUUUUUGCCACGUCGUGGUUCCAUCUACUGUUCGAUUGCAUGCAGCAAAGGUGAGCCGCCCACACCGUCGGACAGCUCAGGCACUGGCAUGUACACCACACCGACGCCACCAACUCAGCGAGUGCGCCCACAUACGCGCAUUCCCAGCAGUCACGCAUCAAGUUCGCCGCCAAUGUCGCCGAUGCAGCAACAACAACACCAGCAGAGCUUUAGUCAAGCAAUGUAUCAGUUGCAGAGUCAGCAAAUAGCGGCGGGAAUAGGUGGAAGUGGCGAUGCCGCUGGCGGCAGUGUUAGUGAUAGCAGUCCUGGGAGGGUUGGCGGAGAAAUAGGUGGGCUCGAGAGUAUGCCAGCAGGCAUGAGUGCGGCAGGAAUGAGCGCCGCAGCCGAUAUGACGCUUAUGGAGGCAACCAAACAGAGUUACCAAACUUCAGACUCGGAUGGCGGCGUAGUCAAGGAUAUGGAGCGCGCAGCCGGUAGUCGCGGCACUGGAGACUUUACCGACUUUUCGGGUGGCGCACCAUCUACUUCAUCGCAGAAUCUAUCGCCACUGCUAUCACCAGGCGAAUACACUCAUUUGAUGCCCAAACCAAUGGAACUUAAAUCGGAGGCGGCCUACAACUUUAAUGAGAUGGCGCUAAACUUGGAUGCCGCUUGGCCUGCCAAACCCUUUGAGAAUGGAAUCAAAUAUUUUCGAAAUAGUGCUUUGUUUAACUAUUGGACCAUAGUUUCGUACGUCAUUUCGGCUUCCUGA
This is a messenger RNA of Rhagoletis pomonella (apple maggot), 4780 nucleotides long. It is a transcript of the gene pk, whose product is annotated as protein prickle. Lineage: Eukaryota; Metazoa; Arthropoda; Insecta; Diptera; Tephritidae. Gene Ontology annotation, molecular function: zinc ion binding. The transcript is spliced from 9 exons. Bases 80 to 4780 code for a protein of 1566 amino acids. The record is from RefSeq and is a predicted model, not a curated record.